Molecule: messenger RNA, 1905 nt
Organism: Notodromas monacha
Lineage: Eukaryota; Metazoa; Arthropoda; Ostracoda; Podocopida; Cyprididae
Source: the annotation of a GenBank genome assembly
AACAGUUGGCUCAGUGUUUUAAGGAAAGGAAUCAUGAAAGCUGUUGCUUUGCUGUGUGCUGUUGGUGUUGUUGCAGUUGCAGGGGUUGUCCUUGGGGGUCCUGUUGCUGAGAAGGCAGAGGACAGGGUGUUUGUGUGCUACUUUGGGUCCUGGGCCAAGUACAGACCUGGACUGGGCAAGUUUGAUGUGGAGAACAUUGACCCCUAUUUGUGCACACACAUAAUUUAUGGGUUUGCUGGACUCAAGGAAAAUCAAAUUGCUGCUUUGGACCCUUACAAUGACCUGGUGGAGGAAUGGGGUCUUGGUGCAUUCAGGAGAUUUGUCAAUCUGAAGAGGUACAAUCCGAAGUUGAAGGCAUUGAUUGCCAUUGGAGGCUGGAAUGAGGGCUCACAGAAAUAUUCCACUAUGGCUAGAAGUCCACAGACCAGAGCCAUCUUUGUUGACAGUGUCCUCAAGUUCCUAGAACACCACAAGUUUGAUGGUCUAGACAUGGACUGGGAGUAUCCAGCUUUCAGAGAAGGAGCACCAGAAGACAAAGAGAACUUCAUCAGUCUGCUGGAGGAACUCAGAGCAGCUUUCCAGCCACAUAACUAUUUACUCACUGCUGCAGUGUCUGCUGGAAAAGUGACCAUUGAUGGUGCUUACAAUGUCCCCAGAGUUGCUGAGUUAUUGGACUUGAUUAACAUCAUGUCAUAUGAUUUCCAUGGGGCCUGGCACCCAUAUGUCCACCACAAUGCCCCCAUGGGCCAGCAUCCUUUGGAUUUGACUGAAGAGAUUGCUCAGGAGGAAGGCAAUGAUGUCUUCAAUGCUAAAUAUGCAAUUGAGUACUGGCUGCAACUGGGGGCACCCAAAGAGAAGCUGGUGAUGGGUAUCCCAUUGUAUGGCAGGGUCUUCACCUUGGAUAGACCUCAAGAGCAUGAGCUCUACUCUGCUGCUGGCCAGCCUGGAAUAGCAGGGCCCUUCACCAGGGAAAGGGGCUUCUUGGGAUUCAAUGAGAUUUGUGACCUUGCCAAGGCCCCAGGUUUCACCAGGCACUGGAUUGAUGAGCUCAAGGCCCCUUAUGCUGUUUUCCAGAACAACCAGUGGCUGGGAUAUGAUGACCUUGAGUCUAUUCAGAUCAAGGUGGACUACCUCAACUCUUUGGGCCUCAGGGGAGCCAUGGUUUGGAGUGUAGAGACAGAUGACUUCACAGGCAAUUGCAGACUAGGAAACUUUGCUGACCACAAGAAUCCCCUGCUGAAGACAAUAGCAGCUGGGGUAUUUGGAGGAGUGCCAACCCCUGACCCUUCUGUCACCAUUCCACCCAUUUACACUGGACGCCCAACUCCAGAGCCAGAUGAGCGCUGUGAUCACAAUGGAUGGAAUGCCCCUGCUUGUAGUGCCACUUACUACUGGUGUCAGGCCAAUGGACUCCAAUGGGAUGUCACUACCAGCACCUGCCAUGAUGGCACUGUUUUUGAUGUUACUGCUGUGACUUGCAAGCCUCCAGAGGCACUUGGAUGCAUUGGUGGAUCCACUUCUGCUCAGAGUUCCACCACCACUACCACAGGGAACCCUCAUGUGUCCACCUCACCAACUGCCAGGACUACCACCACCACUGCACAAAAGCCAGUGACUGGCAGUCCAGACAACAUUUGCUCCUACUGCCAGGAAGUGGGUGACAAUGUUCACCCUUUCUCCUGUACCAAAUUCAUCAAGUGCUGGGGCACACCAGGAGAUUGGCACUGUGAUGAGGCCUCCUGUGCCCAGGGGACAGGGUUCAAGCCAGACACCAAAGGCUGUGUCUGGCUCAGUGAACUCCCUGGAUGCAACCCAUGAUCAUGCCCUUGACAUUUAUUCUCCUUCCUGUCUCUAUUGGAAACCGGGCAAUGCAUGUUACACAUAUAAAGAUACAUUUGAAAAGCA